CAACUACUGGUCCCGACAGGGUGGGUCUAUGUACCAGAAAAGGUCCUAAAAAGUUAAUAAAACUCGCACACACACACACACACACACACACACACACACACACACACACACAAAUACCCUCGCUGUGGUUUAAAUGUGUCCGAUAAAAGAAGCAGAGGAUGAGGACAGCUCUGCCACACGGUGGAGCACAGCCUACAAUCCAACUUUAGAUUAUUCUUCCAUUAUUGUUCAACACCCCCUCCCCUUUAUAUAAAUGGAGAAACAAAGUUUUCCAAUUCCCAGGAAACAGUGUAUCACCUUCCAUCUUCAGCUCCACUCUUCUUGUUUUAUUUCAAAUGAACAAGUAGCUGCACACUCCUUAUAAAUUAUUGUUUUUUUAAUCCUCAGAACUUUUGUCGCCCUGGCAGAAAGCAGAAAUGCCACUUUAGGCUGAGCGCCAUGAUCGUGGCCAACGUGAGCCUGAGCGGCUGCGCGGAGCUCAGCCUCUCUCUGUGCGCCGGAGCCGCAGCCGGGCCGCCGCAGGAGGGGGGCGCCUCGCACCGGACCACCCUCAGCCGGACGGGACACGUGGUGGUGGCCGUGUGCCUGGGCUUCAUCGGCACGUUCGGGCUCGUGAACAACCUGCUGGUGCUCGUGCUGUUCUGCCGCUACAAGCUGCUGCGGUCCCCCAUCAACCUGCUGCUGAUGAACAUCUCUGUCAGCGACCUGCUCGUCUGCGUCCUGGGCACGCCGUUCAGCUUCGCCGCCAGCACGCAGGGACGCUGGCUCAUAGGGGAGGACGGCUGCGUGUGGUACGGAUUCGCCAACUCCCUCUGUGGCAUUGUUUCCUUAAUCUCCCUGGCUGUCCUGUCCUACGAGCGCUACAGCACCAUGAUAACCCCCAUCGAGGCGGAUGCCUCCAACUACACCAAGAUCUCCCUGGGCAUCCUCCUCUCCUGGGUUUACUCCCUCUUAUGGACCCUGCCCCCACUCUUUGGCUGGAGCCACUAUGGUCUAGAAGGUCCUGGAACCACCUGCUCCGUCGACUGGACAGCCAAGACAGCAAACAACAUAUCUUACAUCAUCUGUCUGUUUAUCUUCUGCCUCCUUGGGCCUUUUCUGGUGAUUGUCUUCUGCUACGGGAAGCUGCUGUAUGCUAUGAAACAGGCUUACCCUCGAAGAACUCAGAUGGCUGAACAUCCGGUUCACGGCCCACAAGUUUCGAAGUGGAGUGACUCAGGUCAGGACUGGCGGGCGGAGGUGCAUCUGGUAAAGGUGAGCGGGAUCAAUGCAUCGCUGAGUAAGAAACGAGAGCAGCGUGUGUUGUUCAUGGUGGUGAUCAUGGUGAUCUGUUACCUGCUGUGCUGGCUGCCGUAUGGGAUUAUGGCCCUGCUGGCUACCUUUGGUCCUCCAGGCCUGGUCUCGCCCGAGGCCAGCAUCAUCCCCUCAGUUCUGGCUAAAACAAGCACCGUCAUCAACCCGGUCAUCUACGUCUUCAUGAAUAAACAGUUUUACAGAUGUUUCCAGUCCCUGGUGCGCUGUGAAGCCCCUCGACGAGGCUCCAGCUUAAAAACCUCCUCCAAGCUUUGCACCAAGAAGCACACCGGCCAUCGCCAAACCAACGAUUUUCUAUUUAUGGUAGCCUCACUGGGUCAGCACGCCGCCACCGUGCCCCAGCUGGACCCGUCCUGUGAACCCACAAUUGAUAUCACCAAAGGCCCGUCUUCAGACAAGCCUGUUGUCGUGUCACUAGUGGCCCACUUGGAUGGUUGAUGAUAUGCUACGGCCAUAAAGUCUCAAAGCCCCCAUCCAGGAAGUCAUUAAUAAGAUGUUGGGUGGGUUUAAAGCAGCUCUUGCAUCAGCUCGGUCUCCACUGGUAACAAGAAGAAACAACAUGAAAUGCCUUUGGACUUACAUGAGCAGAAAUCUGAUGCAGUAAACCUGCAGAAGCUGGGGUGUUUUUCUGCAGAAAACAGAACCGUGCUGGUCUUGCCAGGAGGGACCUUUAAACUGGUUUGCGGGAAAAUCACAGUUUUUAUAAGAAAAGUGGAUUCAAAGGGAUCAGUCCUCUGUGAAAUAUCUGAGCUACGGAUUUGGAAAGAAAUUUGUUCUAAGAGAAAAUGUCAGAAGAGAAAUGUUUUCAGCAGGAAGAAAACAAAGUAUUUUUACAUGGAUGUCUUCUUUACCAUAGUUAUUAAAAGUGGAAGAACACAAAUGGUUUAUUACCUGAAAGAUUUUAAUGUUUUACAAACAGACAAGAUAUUUUUAAAAAGAAUGUAAGCACAACAAAAGGAUUUCACUGACAAUGUUUUAACCAUUUCAGUCCUUGGAAUUUAGUUUCACUGCAAGCAACAAAUGAGCUGCCUUUUAUAAAGUGACUUGUUCUUCAUGCAACAUGGCUGCUGUCACAAGCUACUGACAUGUAUGGAGAUAAAUUAUUCUCAAAAGUUAAAAGUAGUCUUUAUAACCAAAUAACAAGAGUCACAAACAAAAACUAUUUUGCAAAUACAAAUUUCAAACUGAGAUCUUAAAGAGUUUGUUUGAGCAGCGUUUUCUAACGUCUUACUUUACGAAUACAAAUGUUUUAAAGUUUGUGGGUCUAAUUUUGAGACUCUUUUAUCUCCAUAGGUUUGUUCUUUCUAAGGUAUAUAUGGUUUUAGCAGAUGAUCCAUACAUUUCAAUGUGUCUUAAUCUGUGAGGGAGACUCAGAGUAUUCCAUUCAUUAACAUCCUGAUAAAAAUAAUUUAACAUAAAAUAUUUUAUUUCAUAAAAAUAUUUAUUGGUUGGAAUGAGUUUAUAAUUUUCCAUUCACUUGGCAGCAUCUUGGUGAAACCAAAGCAGAGGUUUUAAUAUUUUUAAAAAAGGAUGUUCAAUAUUUUUUAUUCUGAUGUGUUGCACAGUUUUUUUUAUUUCAGCAAAACUUCAUUUGAUAAAUGGUUUUUGAUGUGUGCAACCAGAUUAAAACAAAUUGAGACACACUCAGAAGAAAACACGUUUAUGCUUUUAUUGGCAGUCAAACAGGAAGAAGGGAUGAUAGUAUCUAAAGCACUCUACACCGAAGCAAAGCAAGAAUAUCUGCUUUAAAUUUCACACAAAAUCUUGAAGACAUUUAUUUAAAUUAUUUUUUAUCAAAGAAACUGAAAUUUUUUAGUGUUCCAGAUGACCAACAGCUGCAGUGGAGAAUAUAAUCAGCCGCCUGGGUCAGAACUCACAAACUUUAAAAUAAUCUCUGGUCUUCAUUAAACCUUGUUAAAUAUGUCUCCAUGAGAACAACACACUAUUUACCAACAUUUGACUUUAUUUAGUUUGUAUUUCACGUUUUAAAAAGG
Austrofundulus limnaeus is the source of this 3308-nucleotide messenger RNA. Its product is annotated as vertebrate ancient opsin. Gene Ontology annotation, cellular component: membrane. Gene Ontology annotation, molecular function: G protein-coupled receptor activity. The coding region runs from base 439 to 1752 and encodes 437 amino acids. Lineage: Eukaryota; Metazoa; Chordata; Actinopteri; Cyprinodontiformes; Rivulidae. Gene Ontology annotation, biological process: visual perception; G protein-coupled receptor signaling pathway. The record is from RefSeq and is a predicted model, not a curated record. The transcript has 5 exons.